AUGGUAGUGGUGGGUGGUAAGAACAAAGUCUGUGCCUGCUCCUACAGCUCUAAACCAGGACGAGGCCUCACCAAAAAUGUCCUCUGCCUGAAGUUCAGACCAUGUACUCACACAGCUACCUGCCGUUCGGGGAGGGCGUCUGGCCUUCGCUGCAGCCCCUCACCUACACCUACCUGCCUGCCCCUCUGCUGCUGCCCCCCAUCCAGGCCCACAACUUCUGCAGCAGGUACCACUGCUUCUACGGCCCGAGUGCGCCCCUACCGGCCGCGCCGCCCCUGUGGGCCUUCCCGCAGGCCUAUGCCGCGCCUCCAGAGGCGGCGGGCCAAAGCUGGGCGCCGUGGCCAGAGGGCGACAGCCGGCAGAUCGAGCUACGCUGGGGCCGGGUGGAGCGUGCGCCAGGGCCGUGCCACGAGCUGCCCGACUACGUACGCGGGGAGCUGCGGCGCGUGUACGGCACGUACCCGCGCACGGAUGUGCGCAUCACCUACCGCGGCGGCGAGUUCCUGCUGCAGGCCGCCCCGCACGUCCGUGAGCCAGAGUACCGCGUCGAGAGGCGUGUGCUGCGUCGGCCAGCUAGCAGCGGCAGCGAGUCAGCCACUGACGUCCGCUCGGGCGGCAGAGCCAGCAAUCCAGCCCGGGAAGCCGCGGAACGCGGCCGCGGGAAGAAGGGGAAGCCCUGAGCGAGGGUGCCGGAGUGCCAGACGGCUGACCCGGAAUCCUUCGCUGCAGUAA
Messenger RNA from Chrysochloris asiatica (Cape golden mole), 732 nucleotides. Its product is annotated as chromosome unknown open reading frame, human C10orf95. The transcript has 4 exons. Bases 1 to 732 code for a protein of 243 amino acids. Lineage: Eukaryota; Metazoa; Chordata; Mammalia; Afrosoricida; Chrysochloridae. The record is from RefSeq and is a predicted model, not a curated record.